GGCUCGCUGAGGGAGCGGGGAGCGGCCGCGGCCCUACGGAGGCGGAGGGGAGCGCGGCGGGCGGCUGAGGGGGGUCGGCGAGUGAAGGCGCGGCGGACGCUGGGCGCUCCCACCGCUCCGUGCCUCCGCUUCGUCAGUAGGGCUGGGGCUGAGGCCGGGAAGGUGGCGCCCGUCUCUCCCGAGUCCCCCGGCAGUGUGACAGCCGGCCCGGCCCGCCUGGGGCGGGGAGCGGUGCUGUCGGCCACGGGAGCCGCGGCGCAGCCUCUCCGGGUCGCUGGAGCCAUUUGCCGCGGGGAGGACCGGGCACGGGCAAGGCUGGCUCGGCGGAAGACGCCUGGCUGCGACACGUCAGUGGCGAGCCUCGAGGCUUCCGGAGGCUUAACGGCAGCGGGGAGCCCGGCCGGCCCCCGCCACGCUGCGGCGGGGCUGUCGCGGACGGACGCGGCCCGGUGGGGGCUGCCCGGCGCAGCGGGCUGGGCGUUCGGCUCCGCGCUCCCCGGGCGCGGCAGCGGCUCCCGCGAUGGGCCCCCUGACCCAGCCGGUGCAAACCGCCGUUCCCGCUCCUGCCUGUCCCGUGUGAGGAUCAGAUACCAUGGGGGUGAACCUAUAUCCGAAUCCGACUUGGCAGCCUUGGCUUUUUAUGUUGAUGAUAAAUCUUGCUGCGAAUCGGGUCAUGGAGUGUUUGAACAGCAGCCGCCGCAUAAGCCUAAAACAGAUGUUGAUCCCUGUGAAGUAUGGUGCAGUCAGCCAGUUGAAGUACUAAGAGAAUAUUGCAACGUUAUUAAAAUACACAUCUUUUGGCCUUUUCUCUUCACAAGUGAAAGUAAUUCUUUGGUAGCUGAUUGGAUUUCGCAGGUCUUAGACCAGAAUUGGAAGAGACUCUGUGCUUUAGAGAUUUUGGAAGACCUUGUUGAUUUAAUUAAGAAAGUUGUUAAUGUUCCAGCUUUUAUUGGUGGUGUACUGAGAAUUGGCAGCAGAAUAGAAAAUGGUGUCUUUGAUGUUGGGGACGCACUUGAUUGGGUCAGAUACACAGGUGAUGUCAGUAUUCUGCAGAGGCUGGAGAAACUUGGUGAUUGUGGUUGGAUUUAUCUUGAAAUUUUCUUCACUGAAUGCAAGCGUUACAUUAAUAAAGUUGCUUUGGAAGAUUGUAAUUUAGUUGAUGAAUUCAAAGCUGUGACCUGUGAAAACUGUAGGAAGAACAGUGAAUUUAUGAAACAGAAAGGAAAUGAAGAAUUUUCCCAAGGAGACUUUCAUCGUGCUAUAAUGUCAUAUACUAAAGCCAUAGAGUUUUGCCCUGCAAACCAUCUUCUGUAUGGAAACAGAGCUCUUUGUUUAAUUCUCACAAGGCAAUACAAGAGAGCCCUUGCUGAUGGAAAGAGAGCCACUGUUUUGAAGCAUGAUUGGCCAAAGGGUCAUUACCACUUCUGUAAGGCGCUGUCAUUACUGGGGGAACAUGAACUGGCUUUGGAAGCUAAUGAGAGAGCUCAGGAACUAUGCAAGAAUAUUCCUGGUGGACUUAAGGAUCUUAUUCAACAAAAUUACAAGUUGAAGAAGACAUUAGAAGAAAUAAAUGGUAUUAAACAACACAAACAGAAACCAAAGAAGUCGCUUCUUGAGAAAAAAGACUGCAGUUCUUCAGAAUCUCAUUUAACAAUCUCUCAAGAACAAAAAGAAAUAGAAAAAGACAGAAAGAGAACACAGUCAGAUCCUAAAGAUCAUCACUGUCAUCAAUACCGUGAUACCAGGGUGACUGACAUCCAAAGAACAGAAAGCAAAGGCUGGUCUCUGGAGUUUUCACCAAGCCAAAGUCAUCAAAACAAAGGAAGGCCAAAAUCCAGUCCUGGUGACUCUGAAAAGACAAGAGAUCACCUUGAUUUGAAGAUAGAGUCUAAAGCCAUACAGGAUAAACUCUUCUGUACUGUGCAACAGGUGGAUUUAGCUAUGUUGCCAGAAGAUGUUAAAUCCCUUGUUUGUGACGGUUAUACAGCCUUGAUGGACCAGCGAUGUCACAGUGCUGAACGAGCCUUUUCGCAAUUGUUGAGCAUUCUAAAUCCUUCAGAAUUAAAGCAACUGAAUCUUCAUAUUAUUAAUUAUGUUGUAAUCAUCUAUGGACAUGCCACUGCUCUUCUUGGAAUAGGACAGCCUGAGGCAUUGACAAAGGCUGAAGACCAGUUUAAGAAAAUAAUUGAACAGUACCAGGAGGAAAGAUUUGGUUGUUUGGCAUACUAUGGAAUUGGAAAAGUGUACCUCAGACAAAACAGAUUUUCAGAUGCACUCGAUCAGUUCAUGAAAUCGCAAACAAUGGUUAAUCACAAGAUUGUACCUGGAGUAUUAACUUGGCCCACAACAUCUCAGGUCAUUGAAGAGACACGGAUAGAGAAUUUACAGUUGACUUUAAAGAAUUGUAUUGAAGAAUGCAAGUUCCCUCCGGAACCAGAUGCAGUUUGUCGAUAUCAGAAAUGCCAUGGCCACUCCAAAAUCCAAAUAUUUUUUACAGACCCAGACUUUAAGGGUUUUAUACGUAUUACUUGCUGUCAGCAAUGUAGAGUGGAGUUUCAUAUCGGCUGUUGGAAAAAGUUGAAAACAACAAACUACAGUGAUAAAAAUGAUAAGGAUUUUCUUCAAGAAUUGUGUAUCACUCCUGAUUGUACAGGCCUUAUUUCAAAAAUAGUUAUUUUCAGUUCUUCUGGUCUGGUAAAAUGUGAAUUUGAACAAAAAAUCACAAAACCUAAGGAACCACCAGGAGGCUGUAUUAAACAGAAAUGUUCAAGUCUUAGGAAGUUAAAGAUUAAACAAGAGAAAAAAUUACAAAGAAAACAUGCACGAGAAGAGGCACAGAAUUCUGCUAAAAAGAAAAUAGAAGAAAACCAGAUGGGAAAUGGAAAUGAACCAUCUCAAUGCAGUGAUCACAGUGGUAGUGUUCAGGAUUUAUAUGAUGGUGAUCGAGUCCUGCAGCAUAUCAGUCUAAAUGCUGAGCAAAUAAAAACAGCUGUUUACGAUGCUUCCAAACUAUUAAAGGAAUUACUUUCAUGGUUUGUAAUCAGUGAGGAGGAUUACAUGUCAUAUUCCAAAACUAGUAGCACGUCAUGUGAAGUGAUGGAGCAGCUCAUCAGUUACUUAAUUCAAGAAAAAAACAGAGUAAAAACAAGGAGUUUUAUCCAUGUGCUGAGUGAACUGGAAGAAGUGGAUCCCAAACUACACAAGUGGCUUAAACAUCUUAACAACUUGGGUCUGACAGCUACAAAGAACUUCCUUCUUCAAUAUGGACAGUUUUUAAAAGAACUUGACCUUUCCGUUUUAACCACCCUCUGGAAUGAGAAGUAUGGUAGUAAAUUUGACUAUGUGACAACUAGUUCUGAAGACAAAGAAAUUUGUGAUUAUUUCUUAAAACCACCCUUAGAGAAAACCCGUUGUUUUAUAUGGCUGUUAGAAGACAACAGAGAAGACUUUCCAUUUCUUCAUCAAGCUUUAGAUGAAUUCUUUGAUAAAAUGGAUGACCCUACCAUUAUAUUAAAGAAGCAGGGAAAUGAAAAUAUAUUGACUAACUGUAUCAAAGUUAAAAACAAAAAUAGGAAGAAGAACUCAAAAGACUCAAGGUCUAUUUUAGUAUUAUCCAGUGGAGUUAGUACAGCAGCACGAGAAGAAGAUAAGAUAUUUAUAGAAGAAAAUACUUUAGAUUUUACAAAUUCUUAUGAACCGUUCGUAAUCCCAGAAUAUCUUCGGGGGCAACUAGAGGAAUUUGAAGCUCUCUGUGACAUUUCAAAUAGCAACAGUUAUCAAAGACUUUUCGAUAAUAACCCAGAUCAAACCUGUGAGAGUUUAUAUGAAUAUUUCUCUCAAAUCUUGGAAGAACAUGGCCCUAUGGAAAUUAAUAAUAAAUUACUAGUUGGGGAAUAUGAACAGUUCCCUGAAGAAGCUCAAAAGAUUGUAGAAGAUGAAGGUGGUCUGAAAUCAUUUCUUCUGAAAUCCCUUCGUUUCAUUAUGGUGGAUAAUCUUAUUGGCUUAAGAAAGCAUGCAGUUCUAAUUAAAGAAAAUACAAACAGAAAUGAGACUGGAGAUAAUGAAGAAGAAAAUUAUAUAGUCUGUGAUAUGCAAGAAAAUCCUUCCCAGAACAAGCUACAGUUAAAUCCAGCUGCUAAGGAAUUCAAACCGUUCUCCUAUCCUAAGCAACCCCAUAUAUCAGCAUCUACUGAUUUAACAGUAGCAAGUUAUGAGACUACACAAUAUUUGCCCGGGUCUUCUCCUACUUCAUGUGAAUUGGUGCAUUCUUUGCAUAGUCAAAAUAUUGAUACCACAGAAAAUGAGUCAUCAUUUUCAGACCUUUUACUACAGUGCUUUGAUACUAGAAGUACUGGUAUAGUUUUGCCUCAGACUUCCUGGGGUUAUCAGUAUGAGAGAGUAUUGCCAGUGUCUUCUCAAAUGCCUCUCAUGUCAAAAGUUGCAGAGCAACCUAGUUAUAUUGAUGCUGAUCAUGUAGCUCAUCAGUAUAAUGAUGAAUCAGUGAUUUCAGAUGGAAAACACAUCUUCAGCAGUUUUAUAUCAACUGAAGUACAAACAUAUGAAGACCCUCAGUGCCAGCUGGAGAACUUGGAUGACACAUGUUAUGAAGGCAAUUUUUCACUUGCAAAUAGUACAAAUAAAGCUGAAUGUGGUAUAGAGGUUAUUAAGACGGAAAAUGAAAGUAGAGAUAUACCUCUAAUGAAAAGCAAUCCUCAUGCAAGGAUGAUAGCUGUUCAGGUACAUCGUGAAGUAGCUGAUAGAGACACUAAUACUUUGCCUUUUCAUCCAUUUGAAAUGCAACAUGGAGAUGUGCUACGUAUGGAAAAAGAGCAUCAGGUAUUAAAAGAACAACUUAAAGAAGCACAGGAAAAAUACGAACAGUUACAAAGCCGAAGCUUGGAGGAAAUCGGUGCUUUAAAAAAGCUCCUGAAGAAAAGUGUUGAAGAGACUAAGGUAUCAAAGAAUGAACUGGAUUGGUUUCAUAAAGACUUAGAAAUACAAGUGAAAAAAUGGCAACAGGAGAAAAAAGAAAAGCAAGAGAACUUAAAAGCACUAAGGAGCACAGCUAAAAAGCACGCAGAUACCAAUGACAGGUAUUUGAAGACCAUUGAUGAGAAGGAAAAGCAGUAUAAUGUAUAUUUAAACACAUAUCUCGAGACCAGUAAUAAACUUGCUAAUGAAAAAGUAAAAUUAGAAGAGCGUAUAAAAAAGAGUCAAGAUGACUGCCAAGAGUGUGUGGCAAGAGCUGUUAAAGCAGAGAUAUCAGUACUCAAAACCUGGAAGGAAACAGAAGUAUGUAAGCUAAAUGGCAUAGCUGCCACUGCAGAAACAAACCUCAAGCUGUUGAAGUCACUGAGCAGCAGCUCAGCUUCAGCAGCACCUCAACUGAAGUCACAGAUUGAUUCCUGGGAAGUGUUUAUUUCAAAUGUAAAGAAACAACUGGAAAAAGUGGAGACCGAGUAUGAAGAAAAAAUUCAGGCGGUGAAAAAUGGUGUACGGAACUGCCUCACUAAAAUGGAAACUCUGAAUCUUCCCUCUCCUCCCAGCAUCCUAGUAAAGCAAGGCAGACCUUCAGUCAGUGAUCCAGCCAUUGCCAUGUAUUCCUCUGCAUCUGCAUCUCCUAAUUUGCUUCCUGCAUUUUCAAGUUCUAAAGAUCAAAGCCCAGCACAUGCUUCAUGCAGUACACAGCCCAGAGUUAAGCCAGCAUAUGCAAAGUCUAAGGCUUGUUCUGCAAGUGGUGGAUCGGUGACAACACACUCCAAACCUCUGGAAGGAUUAUAUUGUGAUAAAGUUUUGGCACCUUGCCCAUUGGGGAUUUCUGGAAGUAAUAUUCAAAAUGUCCAGCCAAAUCAGAACCACCAAGAUGACUCAGCUAGACAACUGAGGCCUUCUGGACUUCCAAACAACAAAACGCUUCCAAAAGCAAUUGAAAAUAUUAUUGCGCACCUACAGAGUAUAUUCCCAAACUACAGCAGGUCAGACUUGAUCAGCUUCAUAAAAGAUGUACAGAAAAUAAAUGGGAAUACAUUGUCAGGCUUGAGUUCCGAUGAAAUUCUAAGCAGAGUCACAGAACUCAUUCUGGAUCAGCAAAAUAAGGCACCAGCUUGCACAGGGAGACACGUGAAUUCAGCAUCCUCUGCUUCACCAGCACGGGCUGGAACUCUGAGUCGGGAAGUACCUGCAGAAGAAAAUGUAUCCAGCCCAGCCAAGGCACAACCUGCGCAGAAAAAAGCCUUGAGUAAAAAUCCAUCUCAGCCAAAUCUCCAGCCCUGGGGAAAUGUUGGAGCCACACCUAAAUCUAAAUGGAAAAAACUAGACUAUACAGCCUCCAGUGAUGAUCCUUGCACAAUAUGUCAUGAUGAGCUAAGCCGAGAUAUGUGUGAACUAGAAUGUGGGCAUCGUUUUCACAGAGAAUGCAUUAGAACGUGGCUUAAGCAACAUUCCAGUACCUGCCCCAUCUGCCGCAUCCAUGCUUUGUUACCUGAAGAUUUUCCUGAGCUUCCUGCACGGAACAAAUAUACCUAGACCUUGUUUUAUUUGAACACGUUGUAAGAUGCAAAGUGGCUGCAGAACAACCACCGUGACAAAGAAUGGAAACAUGAUGCCUAGAAAGAGAGAGAACCCUGGUUUUAUUGAAAACAGUAGUAGACCUCAGACUGAUUCAGUAUGUAACAAUUGGCAUUAAAGCUGCAAGACACUGCCACCACCACGGCGCCUGCAGAAUCAAGCUGGCGUACCCCAAGAUCCAGCACUUUCCCUGGUUACUACCUACUUUUCUCAAAGGACGGUGCGUAAUUCCUGUCAUGAGGGGGCCUUCCUUCAGUGUUUACACUGCACUGAAAAGAAAAAUAUUCUAACAUCAAACAAGUAGGUGACCUUAAUGACACAGUAGCAGAAUUUGGAAGAGCCGAGACAUUACCUUCCUCUGGCAUAAACAAUUACAGUUUAACUGCAGGAUUCAAAUUGGGCUUGUCAUCAUUAUGAAUGCAGCUUAUAUAAUUGCCGUUCCUUUCUCUGCAUAAAUCCAUAGCUAAUCAUUCAAAUUGUUUAAAUAGUGACUUUCAGUAAUAUUUGAAGUAAGAAAUUUUAAGUAUUCAUGUGAUUCUUUCUGUUUGUGUAUCAUUUGAGUUGGAAUACUGUGGCUUGAUUCUUUAAUCCCAAAAUAGGGUUUGAAUUUCCCCCAUUGUUCCAGAGCAGAUUUGCUUAAAUCAGACUUACAGGAUUUUUAUUUUUGAUUGAGCACCACUGCAUCUGUAUUCUGUGCGUGAAUGUUCACUGACAGCAUCCUUUUCAGCUUCCAAUUAUGUUCUUGGGGUGGAUGAUGCACACGUAUCACCUUCUAAGCGUUUCACAGAAGCAGCCUAAGUCAGGACUCAGGACACUGCCCCAGCGCAGAGGUAUCAUCCUUGACCUGCCAACCAGGGGCAGAGCAGUCCCCCACACACCACACUGGACAGAGCAUCCUCCGCUGUCAUGGUUUACCCCCAGCCAGCAACCCAGCACCACGCAGCUGCUCGCUCACCCCCCUCACCCAGAGGGGUGGGAAGGAGGAUCGGAAAGGAAUGUAAAACUCAGCAGGUGAGAUAAGAGCAAUCUAAUAGGUAAAGCAAAAGCCGUGCACACAAGCAAAGCAAAGCAAGGAAUUCAUUCACUGCUUCCCAUGGGCAGGCAGGUGUUCGGCCAUCCCCAGGGAAGCCGGGCUCCAUCACACCUAACGGGUACUCGGGAAGAUAAAUGCCGUAAUGCCGAAUGUCCCCCCCCUUUCCUUCUUCUUCCCCCAGCUUAUAUACUCAGCAUGAUGCCAUAUGGCAUGGAAUGUCCCUUUGGCUAGUUGGGGUCACCUGCCCUGGCUGCCCUCUGGCUAGCAGGGCCCAGGUAACUGAGAAGUCCUUGAUAAACAUCACCCAGUAACAACUGGGACACUGAUGUUUUUAUCACCAUUGUUCUCACACCAGAUCCAAAACACAGCACUGUACUAGCUGCUAAGAAAAUUAACUCUAUCCCAGCUGAAACCAGGGCAGUAUCCACCCCUUACUCCAUACCAUUUACAUCAUGCCCCACUUUCCGAUACAACCUCGUUAACCACCAUCACCCUUCACAUCCUUUGAUAUAAUGCACGGGCAUCAUCCCCCUAGUCUAUGCGCCACCUCUGUAAAGAUGUCUGUAAAAUGUCCACUGAGUUCACUGAGUCCAUGAACACGAUCUCUCAUGGUGGUCACUCAGGAGAGGAGAGGUCGUGUGCUGCACGGGGUGAUUCAAAGCCAGCUCAGGUUGGGUCACCGCUGCACUUGCACUGCUGCAUGUAAGGCUUGUCCUCCAGUGGUUCUGGUGGUUCCUGCUCUAGCCAUGCCUGUAACAUGAAACUCAAAUCAUGGCUUACGACAAUUUAAAGGUACAUCCAUUACAGUCUCCACCCCUGGACCCUUUGGACCACCCUGUAGUGUUUAACAUUGCAGUGAACUCCUCCCCUUGCCCCUGCUCCGGCUUGGACUUACCCACGGACUGCAGUCCCUCAGGGCUGUACCUGCUCCACGUGGAGCCUCGGCUACGAGCCACAGCCUCUCCAGGGGUGUACCUGCUGCGGCACAGACUCAGCCACAGUCCCCUUGACCCGAGUUCACACUGGAGUUCCAGCCUGUCCAGCACAGAACAGCAGCCAUGCCCUGGCCACCUGCCAGCCCAGGCACAUUGCCAUGGCUGUUACCAGAAUGUUCCCGGGCACAGCGCGGUGAGAUGAUAAGCAGUGCAGCAGCACAGCAAGCAGUGAAAGCAAGAAGCAGCCACUAAUGAGCACUAGACCCUAAUAUACAGUAAGGCAAGCAAGCCCCAGGGCCAGCACAGAGACCUGCCCCCCAACAGCUGAACAGCAAUAACAGCUGUGAAUUUGAACUAGCACAUUCCAAUCAAAUCAGUUGUUAUCUCCAACGCUUUGAGCCCACGUUGGGCACCAGAAAGGACUGUCGUGGUUUAACCCCAGCCAGCAACCAAGCACCACGCUGCUGCUGGCUCACUCCCCUCACCCAGAGGGGUGGGAAGGAGGAUCGGAAAGGAAUGUAAAACUCAGCAGGUGAGAUAAGAGCAAUCUAAUAGGUAAAGCAAAAGCCGUGCACACAAGCAAAGCAAAGCAAGGAAUUCAUUCACCGCUUCCCAUGGGCAGGCAGGUGUUCGGCCAUCCCCAGGGAAGCCGGGCUCCGUCACGUGUAACGGUUACUUGGGAAGAUAAAUGCCAUAAUGCCGAAUGUCCCCCCCUUUCCUUCUUCUUCCCCCAGCUUAUAUACUCAGCAUGACAUCACAUGGUAUGGAAUAUCCCUUUGGCUAGUUGGGGUCACCUGCCCUGGCUGUGUCCCCUCCCAGUUUCCCGUGCCCCUCCAGCCCUCUGGCUAGCAUUUAUUAUAUAUAAUAUAUAUAUAAAAUACUAAAUAAUAUAUAUAUUAUUAUAUAUGAUUUAGUGUAAGUAUCACCCAGCAACAACUAAACAUCAGUGUCCUAUCAACACUGCUCUCACAUCAGAGCCAAAACACAGCACUAUACUAAGUGCUAAGAAGAAAAUUCCCGGCUGAAACCAGGGCAUCCACGCAGAAUAGUCUGUCUGGAGGUAAUACGGGUGAGCUGGCUGUGCAAACCGCGCACGCUCUUAAGCAAGUGCAUGCACUGUUAUCAGCCACUCUUUUCCCAGACCCACAGCACAGACAGGUCCCCAGAUAAGCUGGAUGAUUUCCCAUUUAUGAUCCUUUGGUCUACGCUGACUGCAUUAAGCUGGAAGGAUUUCAGUGAUUUACAGAGACAGUUCAUUUGCAACUUUAAGGCUUCCUUUUCAGAGCAGACAGAGCCCCCCUGACCAUUACUGCGCACACUUUUGACAGCAGGAGGUGGCAGUGCCACUGUGAGCAGCAGGUGGCACUCUCAUAUAUGUAGACUAGAAAGUGGCUUUCGUUUUCCAAAAAUCAUCUUGUAUUAUUUUCUGAUCUUAGGUAAGUGUUGAGUUCUAGUAAAUAACUUUUUUUUUUCCCCCACAAGACCAUUGUAAGACAUUGAAAUAAGAAUUUCAGAUGUUUGUUUCUAAAAUACAAAUAGUACAGAACCAGGGCCAAACUUAGAAUUACAUUCUCCUGCUUGGCAAUGCUGCUAGAUAAGAGCUAAAGGAAACUUUUGGGCAGUUUCUGUAAUUCUGUCUUCUCAUGUUUGUCAUCCUCACGGUUGUACUUUUUAUAAUACUUUAUCUACUUAGCCUGCCUCCACCCCACAUAUUAGCAUAUGGAAAAUUCACAAUCUGAAUGAAAUUGUGGCUGUUCUUGUUAACUUAGAACAACGCGGAAAUCUACAACCUGUUUGUGUGGGUAAGGUUUUUCCUUGCUGAAAUAGUUUUCUGACAUAGUUCCUUUAAGAUGUGUAGUUACAAACCCUUUAACAUAUUUACCUUAAAGUUUAAAUGUAAAUUCCUGGAAAGGAGUAAGUUAAGUUGAACAAGUGACAAUAUUAACCCAACCAAUUACAAAGAGCGACUGUCUCACUGAGAAUGGUUAUUCAUCCAACAACAGUCACAUCCUAAAGGCACACGGUGCCACAGCGUAGAGGUUGUUAAUACAGCUUUUUCCCUGUCAGCACAGGCUGGUCUGCAACAACUCAGCGGUGCUGCUUCUCACACAACUACCAUAUUUUUUUUUUCACAUCAAAACUCAGCUGUAGAAGUCUUAUAAAAGGGAAGAUGUUAUAAUGCAAAGAAUAAAUAUAUUCUCAAACUAAAA
This is a messenger RNA of Falco peregrinus (peregrine falcon), 10745 nucleotides long. It is a transcript of the gene TTC3, whose product is annotated as tetratricopeptide repeat domain 3. The annotation marks the transcript as partial. The record is from RefSeq and is a predicted model, not a curated record. The transcript has 46 exons. NCBI's taxonomy places the organism in Eukaryota, Metazoa, Chordata, Aves, Falconiformes, Falconidae. Gene Ontology annotation, molecular function: protein binding.